Molecule: messenger RNA, 648 nt
Organism: Ambispora leptoticha
Lineage: Eukaryota; Fungi; Glomeromycota; Glomeromycetes; Archaeosporales; Ambisporaceae
Source: the annotation of a GenBank genome assembly
AUGUCGCCUCAAAUCCCGAGUGAUCCAUCUAUAAAAAAACUCGAAAAAGCAAUUUUAGCACUUAACAUGGAAGGAAUCCGAAGAAGAAAUCACAUGUGUCCCCUUGAUUCCGAAGUAUCAAAAUCGUUCAACGAAGGAACUUAUCAAUCUACUGUUAUUGUACUAGCUAUUCGAGCGGUAUUGAGAAAUCUUCCUUUUAGGACGUCUUCAUUUAUCAGUACCUCGGAAAGACAAAGCGUUGCUGGCGCUGAUAGGAAGGGGGAUGGACAAAUGGGGAGACGUCCAGAUAUCAUGCUAGCGGUGAGUUAUGGCGUGAAACUAACGAUAGACUAUAUUGGACGCGAAAAACUCUUAAUGGAUAAAGAUCAAUUCGGAAUAGUUGGGAUACAAAUAGCAGGUGAUACCUUACAUCUGAAUGUUCUUAUCAGGGAUAAAGUCAAUAUUCAUAAAUAUUAUCAUAUACAAUCGGCUAAAAUUCCUGUGCGAAUAUCAGAUGAGGAUGUAGUAACUAACUUUGUAGAAACUCUUUUGCUUUUACGUAAUAUAAUAAUUACUAAUUUAUCUUUACUAUAUCACGCACCUACUGCCACAUCGCAAAGGCAAAUGGAAGAUAGUACUAUUGUUUCCACUCCCCGAGAUGAUUACUAG